UAUUGCACGUAAUAUAUACUUAUUGUCUAGUAUACAGUACGUAUUAUAAUAUUCACUUUCACAAGGGAACGUCAAGCAAAUCAUUGUAAAUCGUUGAGCAACAUGGGAUAUUGAAGGUUAUAACGUGUACACUGCACAUUCUCUAUGGUGUGUACACGCUUAAAGAGUUCUUAGUAAGCCAGCCUGUAAAAUGUCUCUUUCUUUAAGGUACACAUUCUCGUAGCUGCUUCUCGCUACAGCAGAGCGCUCAAGAUAACGUGAAAUUAUCCACGGAGAACUGCACAGUACACUGCUGGACGCGGUGGAAGUAGAGUCGGUCUUUCGCGUGAUUCCAUAUAGGUCCUUCUUCUUCCUUUUCUUUUUCCAAGAAAAAGAUACUGUACAAGAAAGCUUUUAGAGUACUCGACUCUUGAUGUACUCACUGUCUCGUUUUUACCGACUGGAACAUGUAGCUAGACAUUCCUUUGAAAUAACGUGUUGAGGAGUUUAAAGUAAUAAUAGUGAACUGGAUACACGUGGGAAGAUUUAUAGUGAGCAUAAUUCCGUGUCACGUGUGUUCUGAUAGAUUUGGAUAUUUGAAUUGUCAAGUGAAAAAGUGUAAUUGAAAGUGACAGCCGUGGUCUUUAUGAAAUAAGCAAUCAUGAACAAGACUGAAAUCAGCAUAAUGUUGGGUACAGAACCACCGAAGACACCACCAAAUGCAAAUCAUUCCUUGAUUCCGGUACCAAAGAUCAACAGUGCAAAACUUCAAGAAAGAUGUCCUCCAAAGCGUAGAGAAUCCUUGGAGAGGAGUACAAGGUCGAUUUCAGUAACUGCUCAGAGAGCUUCUUUCGAAAGAGUCGACUCGCCAGUUUACACCGCCAAGUCUCGUAGCAAUUCGACGUCUUCCAAUCAUGAGGUUAGAUCAAUGGACGACAGGCUGACUAAUGUCAAGAGGAUGGAUGCGUCACAGAAGCUCAAUAGAAGUAACAGCUUUAUGGAGAGCAAAUGGAAGAGCAAAUAUGAGGACUCGGAAAAACGGCGUAAAUUGCUAUUGCAAAAAUCUGAAGCUGCUAAUAGGGAACAUGUGGAUUUGGAAAGAAAAUUGCAGCAAUUACAGAGACAAAAUAAUACCCUGCAGACGCAGGUGCAGGACAAGGAUAAAAAAUUGCACAAAUUGCGAACAGUAUCAGAAGCAGUUUGUAAAGAGUAUGAACAGCUAAAACAUCAAUAUGACAUUGAGACGGGUGCAAUGCACAAGGCAAUGCAACAAGCUUCUCAAUGGUACAAGCAGAAUCGCGAACUCAAAAGGAAGUCGCAAGUUUUAACGCAGAAGUUUCUUCAAGUGCAUCCUGAGGGCGUAGAUGACAUAGAUAUAUCUGAUGAAGUUGAUUCCAAUCCGGAUGACAUCGAAGAACUCAGGGAAACCGUCAGAGAUCUUAGUCAGGAUGUUGCAAGACUUCAAACUGAACUGAAUUCCGCAAGACUUCAGGAAUUUGAGGCUCAGGAACAGGCAACACUUUUUGCAGCACAGCUAGAAGCAGAACGUGCUCUUAGAAAGGAAGGGGAGGAGAAGAUGAAAGAGUUACAGAUGCAACGAGAAAACAUGGAAAGAGUCACGAGAAUGGUCGCGGAAGAAGUUCAGAAUUUGAAAGCUCAAUGUGACCGAGAACGUGAAAACGCGAAAAUGAUAAAACUCGAAGCGGAUAGAGCACAAAAGGAACGCAAUGUCCUGGCGCAUCAAAGCGCUUUGCUCCUGGCGGAAGUGUCCGAGGAUCCUGAUGGCAGAUUGCUGACGGUCCUUCAGGAAGUAGAGUCCUUGAAACGGCACCUGGAAGAGGAACAACAGAGUCAUGAGAUGCAAAUACAGAUGCUACAGGAUAAAUUAGAAGAAAAGGAAUCGAAUAUCGAAUUUGAGAUCUUAGAAGAGAGACUUAAAUUGGCUGAGGCAGAACUUGAGGUCGUCGUUCAAAGAGCGGAGACGGCUGAGAAAUCCGUAGAGAACCUUGAACGUCUCGUUCACGAAUUGGAAGAGAAGAUUGCUGAUAUGGAGGAGAAGAAUUCUCGGCCACCGCCGCCACCAUUGCCACCACCACCUCCGCCACCUAUGUUUGCCAAUAAUCAGUCAUCCAUCAAGUUGCUGACAAGAGAGAAUAUGAGUUCCGAGAAAAGCAGCAGUGUCACUGAUAUGGAGAAUAUGUUAGGAAUUUCUAAAAAGGCACCCACUGUGAUUCAGCAGCCUGCUAUUGAUGAUAUCAUAAAUCAAAUAAAAGGUGGCCGAUUUACUCUGAAGCAGACAGACAAACAAAGGGAAGAGGAAAGGAAACGUAAACAAGAAGCGGAAUCCGCGCCGCCUGCGGUUUCCGAAAUGCUAAGUAUACUUGGAACAAUGAGACGACGCGCAAAACCCACCAGACAAUCGUUUAAGUUUGCUGAUGUGCCUACGUAACGUAAAUGAAUGUUUUAUUAAUUUAAUAAAAUUCGGUUAACAUUGUAGACCUAAAGAUGCCUAGUUAGUUUAACAGUAAGAUUAUAAUAAGUAUUACAUUUAUGUAUGCGCUUGCUCCAAGCGUUUCUAUUUCUUUUUUAUAUUUCACUGUAUAUGAAUUAUGAUAUUCAAUAUGCAUAGACUGUAUCUGCAGUAUUGAUUGCGUUAUUGUCACGAGACAAACUUAUUUAUUUUAUAUUCAUGAUGAUUUAGUCUGUUAUCAAGGAAUUAUGUUAUCAGCAAAUCGUCAAAUUAUUGACUGAUUAAAUGUGAAUCCAAUUA
Cephus cinctus (wheat stem sawfly) is the source of this 2749-nucleotide messenger RNA. RefSeq names its product shootin-1. The transcript is spliced from 10 exons. The coding region runs from base 641 to 2428 and encodes 595 amino acids. NCBI's taxonomy places the organism in Eukaryota, Metazoa, Arthropoda, Insecta, Hymenoptera, Cephidae. The record is from RefSeq and is a predicted model, not a curated record.